Messenger RNA from Argentina anserina (silverweed cinquefoil), 1425 nucleotides. RefSeq names its product probable transcription factor At1g61730. Lineage: Eukaryota; Viridiplantae; Streptophyta; Magnoliopsida; Rosales; Rosaceae. Gene Ontology annotation, cellular component: nucleus. The record is from RefSeq and is a predicted model, not a curated record. Bases 1 to 1425 code for a protein of 474 amino acids. Gene Ontology annotation, biological process: regulation of DNA-templated transcription. The transcript has a single exon.
AUGGCUCCUCCACACCGUAACCGCCCUUCCCCGCUCGAAAUCCCCUCGUCCGCCUCUUCAUCGGAGGUGGAAGUGACCGACUCCGGUUCCGUCUCUAACACCGAGCAGCCCAACGACACUACUGCGGUAGUCACUCCCCUUAAGAACACCAAGCCUCAGAAGAAUCACGUCAAGAAGACGGAAGCUUCCCCAUCAAAGCCCUGGUCUUCUUCUUCUUCUUCCUCCGGGGUGGGCACAACAACUGUGCAUGCAGUGGCAGCUUCCAAGCCCAUGCAAGAUUCCAACAAGUCCAUGCACUGGCGGACCUACAUAGAGUCCAGUGGGUGCUGCUGCCCGCACUCAAAUGUCUUGCAUUCCAUGUUUUCUAGUAAAAAACAGCCUGUUUUAGCCAGCUUUUCUUUAAAAUGUACUAUUUUUCCCCCUUCAUAUAGUAUUUCUUUGGUUCAUAUAAGUAAUCGGCCCCCACUCAUACAUGAUCUUGGGUCCGCCACUCCCAAGACUAGGUCGAAGUCCGCUGCUAGACUUGCUGCAGCGAAACCCGGCACCAAGCGUCCCGUAGCCGACUGCGGUGGUGACGUGGAGGUGCUCAAGGGGAGUAAGAAGGCCAAGAAGGAGGUGAAAGCCGAGAAGAAAGUGAAAGAUGCUGAAGACAAGAAGGUGAGAGGUAAAGAAAAAGAAGCUGAAGAGGAGGAGGCUGCUGAUGUGAAGAAGGGGAGGGGUCUAUUUCAGAUGCGGCUUUGGAGUGAUGAGGAUGAGAUUAAGUUGGUGAAAGGCAUGAUGGAGUACGUGAAGGUGAAAAGAGGGGCGGAUCCGGUUGUUGAUGUGGAUUCGUUUUAUGAGUUUGUCACACCAUUGCUGACUGUGAGUGUCAAUAAGAGCCAGCUGCAAGAUAAGGCGCGGAGAAUGAAGAAAAAGUACGAGAACAUUGCUCGCAACAAGUUUAAGCCAACCAAGGAUCAUGAUUGGGAAGCCUACAGUUUGAUGAAGAAGGUGUGGGGAGGUGGUGAGGACGAAGCCCGAAAGGUGGAAGAGGGCAAGAAGGAGGAUCAGAAUGGUACUGGGAAGGCUAAGGGUGUGGCUUCAUUUGAGCCGUUGAAGGAGCCAAAUGGGUCAGUUGGUGUUGGAGUUGGUGAUGGUGAGUUGAAUGGGGGUGGUGGGAUUGUGAAGGGUUUCAAUGAGGGUGGUGGGUUUGUAAAGGGUUUCAAUGGGAAUGGUGGGUUUUUGAAGGGUUUGAAUGAGCUUGGGGGUUGGGAGAAUUUUGUGAAUCAAGGUAUGAAGUUGGUUGAUGAAGCAAAGGGUGCAGAGGUGAAUUGUAAAUGGAAGGAGUUGCAUCUUCUUGAAUUGGAGCUUUUUAUCAAGAAGACUCAGGUUAUGGGGGAUCAAGCCAAGCUAAUCUUGGAGGCUCUGAAGUCUUCUGACAAUUAG